UAUGUGUAAAUGCAUGGUAAAACUAUGCAAACAUAUGCACUAAAAUAUACAUAUUUCUGUAUGUGUAUAUAGUAAUUAGAUUCUUCCUGGAAUUAUAAACUCGCUGCUACAAAUCAGCUCGCCGAAAGAGAGAAAAAGUUGAGAAUCAAGACGGCAUCAAUUUCCCGGAAAACUCCAAACACUUUCGUCUGAGCAAAUUGAAAUUCCAAAAAUUUUAAAGUACUUACAAUGGAUUUUUAUUUUGAAAAGCAAAGGAAGCAGGCAGAGUCAAUAAUUUGUGAUCAGGAACAUCAACCACUAAUUCAAUAUACGAAGUCACCAUUUGAGUUUCCUUCCCCAAAUUAUCAAUCAUAUCAGGAAAACGGCACCAAAUAUCUAAAAUGCUUAAAAGUCAUACCAGAGCCCCUCCAGAAACAACUGCAUGCAUGCGCAGGCGAGAUAUUCCUUAGUGGUAUACCGCCCGAGAUUCGAGCGGAGGCCAUUGCCGAGGUCGCUGCGCUAAUCGGAGAAUUAUACAUAUUAAGAUUCAAAGUCAACUUUUCUGGUGACUCUCGGGGCUUUGCGUAUCUUCAAUAUUUGAAUCCAACACUCAUGCAACUGGCUAUUAUACGCUUUCGCAGCUUACCGGCUCUUUUUCGACAGCAUUCUUUGCCGAUGAUUCGUGUACGCCAAUCACGUAAUUCCUCGAAACUAUUAUUGAAGAAGACGUAUCGCAUGUCACCCCAAAGUGUUUAUGAAUUGCUAUGCAAGCUAAUAAAUUUCGACAAACUAGUUGGACGGGAACUUUAUCCCGGCUAUUUCGAAUACCAAAUCAUCUUCAAAUGCAACGAGGAAGCAGUACAUGCCCGUCGCGAGCUUUUGCGCACCAUUUCUAAAUUCGGAAGAAAUGCCGUCGUACUAUGGGAUACUAGUAAUGAGGGAACAGAUGUUCUUAGCGACGAAUGCAACGCAAAUGCAGCAAACAGAUGCGGCGCCAGUGACUUGAAUCAAGAAUCGUUUCCUACGUCGCGUGAAAAAGGCUUCGCUGAUUUCGGCAAAAGCGUAAAUAUAAAAACGGAGGACAGUCAAAAAAUAUAUAAUUAAUGCAAUUAGAAGUUAGCACAAAUUUGGGUGGUAAAGAUCAUACAUACGUAUACACAUACAUACAUACAUAUGUAUAUGCAAAAUUACGUAAAUUUUAUUAAUUUA
This is a messenger RNA of Ceratitis capitata (Mediterranean fruit fly), 1188 nucleotides long. RefSeq lists its product as uncharacterized. Bases 229 to 1083 code for a protein of 284 amino acids. The record is from RefSeq and is a predicted model, not a curated record. The transcript is spliced from 3 exons. NCBI's taxonomy places the organism in Eukaryota, Metazoa, Arthropoda, Insecta, Diptera, Tephritidae. Gene Ontology annotation, molecular function: RNA binding.